AAAGCGCAAAGUACCCUGGGAACUCUGGGAGGAACGCGCCGACGAUAGUCGAUGGUGGAAUUAAAUUUUGCAUUUUAUUGAAUAUUUAUUUACAUUUGUAUUAAGAAUUGAUUAUGUAAUGUGGAAGCGAACAGACUCGAGCUGUACGUCAUAAUUGUGGACGUUGAAACUUUAAGGUUCGUACUAUAAAAGACGACCAAAGCUCAACGCGUCCAACGGGCCCAUAAAAAGAGCCUUCCUGUCCCUGCGCCUGUAAAGCCCUCACGUGGCACAAUUGGGCGCUGGGCCAGGCCGUGCAACGCUAGACCGGUGAGUUCCCACACAAAAUAUUGCUUGGUAGCACGGCGGGCACUCAAAACCAACUAACCAUGUCUGUACAAAGUGUUGCUCUGGCAUCUCUCCACGCCACCUAUACCGACUCGGAGGGCGAGGACGGGGUGGAAGACGAACGGCUGCAGGAGGAGAAUUCGAACACUCCCCAGGGGGCCGCCCCGCAUAAUGCCCAAGUCGGUCGUCAGCCCCAGGCCCGAUCUGGCACCAGUCCCAUAUCUGGAGGCCGUUCAGCCUCGCACAGUCCCGUCGUCGGCAAGUCUGCCGGUAGUAGCGACUUGCCGGGCGCGGCUACGAAGGUGCAACGAUUGGUCUCUUAUUUUGACGACUCGGUAGUCUCCGAGGAUGACGAGGGGACGGUCGUAGCUACGUUGCCGCCGCCGUCGCCGUCGCCACCGCCGGCACCGGCACCGUCGUUGACGACGGCGAGCGCGGCGACCACGACCGCGACGGUCGCGGAUGGUCGCCCGGAGGAGAACGGUCUCCUACCGGUCGCAACCGCCGCAGGAGGCACCGCCACCGUCGUUGCUACCGCGACUGUUACCGCCAUCGGCGCCGGCAACGCCGAGCGUCGAUCGCCCACCUCGCGUCCCGGAGAAUUGCUUUCAGAUAAUAACGGGGAGACCAAGGACCCAUACGGUGUCACGAUACCACCGGAACCACCCGGUCAAUGUCCCGCCGAACUGCAGGACAAGAUCGCUAGGCUAUAUCGGAAAAUGGAGACUGACCUGCUAGACAUGAAUACGUUGAUCCAGCAGCGCAAGGAGUUCCGGAAUCCAUCCAUUUACGAGAAACUUAUUCAGUUUUGUAGCAUCAACGAGCUGGGCACCAAUUAUCCACCGGACAGGUUUGAUCCUUUCAAAUGGAACAAGGACUCCUACUACGAGGAACUUGCCAAGGUGCAAAAAACGGAGAUGGACAAGCUGGAGAAGGCGCGGAAAGAGAAGACGAAGAUCGAGAUCGUCUCCGGGACUGCGAAGCGGCCGAACAGCUCCACGGGCAGCGGCGCCGAGGAACCUCUCAGGUCCGAUGACGCUAAGAAGCGGAAAAGUAAGUGGGAUCAAGUGGCUUCCGGCGGUGUCGCCGCCGCCGCUGCCGUUGCAGCCGCUGCAGCUGCCGCCGCGACCGCCAAGCCCACGGUCCUCCUCGCACAACCUACCCUGACGACCCUCGCGUCGUCCGGCGCCGGCGCCAAACCCACCGUAAUAUCGACCUUCGGCUCGGUACCAAAAAAGAGAUUAUAACAUAUCGUGUAAAUGUGCGUGCUGUGUAAAUAAUAUUCGUCGAAAGAGAGAUGUCCUUCUCUCUUCGUUAGACGGUUGUAAGGAAGAGGAGACGCGAUCCUGUAAUAAAAUUCCGGAAACUUAAAUCCUUGCGCGGUUGUACAAUUCUUCCUUUUCGUAGUGGCACUUUCGAAAUUGAUAUUUAUUUAGAUGAAUUUUAGAUAACAUCA
Messenger RNA from Nylanderia fulva, 1783 nucleotides. RefSeq lists its product as uncharacterized. Gene Ontology annotation, biological process: regulation of DNA-templated transcription. Gene Ontology annotation, cellular component: nucleus. The record is from RefSeq and is a predicted model, not a curated record. Lineage: Eukaryota; Metazoa; Arthropoda; Insecta; Hymenoptera; Formicidae.